Batrachochytrium dendrobatidis JAM81 is the source of this 1814-nucleotide messenger RNA. RefSeq lists its product as uncharacterized. Gene Ontology annotation, biological process: proteolysis. Gene Ontology annotation, molecular function: protein binding; glycosyltransferase activity. The coding region runs from base 336 to 1814 and encodes 492 amino acids. Gene Ontology annotation, cellular component: extracellular region; membrane. Lineage: Eukaryota; Fungi; Chytridiomycota; Chytridiomycetes; Rhizophydiales. The record is from RefSeq and is a predicted model, not a curated record. The transcript is spliced from 2 exons.
UUAUUUUUAUGGGUAUAAUUACGAACCGACUCAAGAUAUAUUGAAACAUAACAACUAGCAAGUGCUACUAUAAUCUGCCAAAUACUGUCGUUUAGACUUUGUGCUACACACUUUGAACACACGAAUUGCUGGUCGUACUGAUCCGAUCUUACUUGUAACUUGUAUACUAGCUUGUACAACGCCCUUAUUCCUCUAGUCUCUGCACACACCCUGUUUUCUUUUUCAACCUUUAAACUGUGGCUAUUUAAGUCUCGAGUUUCGAUUUCUCAAAGUUCUUUUACUGCCCAUUUCCGCGCUGUUCGACUCUUACCCUGUUGAACAAUAUUCAAAAUCAUAUGGCUCAACUAACACUCCAUCCUCCUGCCUCGCAUGCAAAGACAACCAACACCUAUCAUUUGGUCAUUGCAGCUCUAUCGUCUGCACGCUACCGAGCAUUUUUUCUCAUAGUUAUUUGCUGCACCAUCUUGUUGCUCGUGUCCUUGAACAACAUCUCUGGCCCGACGCUUGCAACAGACUUUUAUGAUAGAAACAGCCAGACACCCAUAUCUGAUCCAUCUACUCAUGGAUAUCCUCCCAAUAGAUUUGGAUGGAAGUCAAAACUCCCACAGAGCAAGGCGGGUGGGAAUUCCAACUUGAAUGAUCCAUCUGUUCAGACCAAUCUCGACUCAUUGGAGAACGAUGCAGACAUGGCUGGACACUCACAAUCAGAUCCCAACAGUCGCUUUGAUAAAAUUGCCGUUGUUAUCAAGACUGGUCGAGAUGUUGCUCUUACUCGAACUCCUAUCCAGCUUUUGACAUUCGUAGAGCCCAUCAAAAAUGCUAUUAUUAUUGCCGAGGCUGGCGGUGUUAAUGUCGGAAGAUACGACGUAGUUGAUGUGUACACAGGACUCUACAAAAGUCUCAAUGAAUCAGACCCACUCGAGGCUCUACUACAAGCCCCUAAACAGGCUACUCCUGCUAAAAAUACUAAACCCGCCGCACAAUCAGAUUCAGUUGUUCCAGAUCAAAAUUCAUUAGGAUGGAAGGCAGAUGCUCACAAAAACCUUCCUGGUUUCCGAGCGCUUUACAACAAAUUCCCCAAUGCCGAGUGGUUUGUUAUGCUGGAUGAUGACACGUACAUGUUUUUUGAUAAUCUGCUAAACAUGGUCAGCGACUUGGAUCCAGAGAAGCCUUACUAUAUUGGUGCUCGGAAUAUGUUUAUUGGAUGUGAUGGUGUUAAAAAAUGGGGAGAUGGCCCUGCGUUUGGCCACGGUGGAUCUGGCAUUGUGCUGUCACGAGCUGCCAUCCGUACCAUGGUUUCUAAUCUGGAUGCAUGCAUAGUUCGUUACAAGACAUGUUGGGCAGGCGAUGUUCGUACUGCUCUUUGUCUCCGCGAUCAAAACAUUCUACUUAAAGACCCUAAAGGCUUCCAUAUUUCACCGCCCAACGAUGCAUUUUGGUUUCCCAAAGAAACAUGCUUACGACCCAUCACAUUCCAUCAUCUGUUGGUCAAUCAAAUUCAAAAGCUCUCUGAUAUGGAACGUCGAGUCAAACAAACAGGACAACCAGUAAGAAUGAGCGAUGUGUUUCAAGACUGGGGAUCUGAUAUUCCAGAAACAAUAUUAGAUACAGACAUGGCUGGCGAUGACUUUACCAACUUUGAUGCAGAUUCACCCUCUGAUUGCAUAUCGCGAUGCAAAGAAAUAUCCACCUGUGUCGCAUAUACGUUUGCUUCUCAAAAAUGCUGGCUUAAGAAGGGUAUUCCCAUCAGAAAACCUAGAGCCGGAUUUAUUUCAGGUGUCAUUUCUCACAACUAUCAAUGCAGGAUGCAGUAG